This is a messenger RNA of Ceratina calcarata, 1252 nucleotides long. RefSeq lists its product as uncharacterized. Lineage: Eukaryota; Metazoa; Arthropoda; Insecta; Hymenoptera; Apidae. The record is from RefSeq and is a predicted model, not a curated record. Bases 419 to 859 code for a protein of 146 amino acids. The transcript has 3 exons.
CCUCGUCGGCCCCCCUCGGAUCCUCCUCCGUGAAUCAAGACCGUAUCAGUCAGCUCGCGGUCGCUCGCUUCUCCAGUCACUCGUUCAACUGGGAUACGUCCAUUCGUUAUUUGCAUUCGUCUCUCGUCGUGUCGUCGCGGUUCUCGGAAAUUGCCUAUAAUAAUCGUCGCGAGGGACCCGAGGAACGCACGAGCGGCUGCGGACACCGGAGUCCUCUCGGCGUGGAAUCUGCCGCGGUUCCAGCGAACAUUGAAGCAAUUAAAGAGUCAUGGUGCGCGCAGCAGUCGGACCGUUUGGAUCAUUGGAAUAGGUACAUCGACUAGUGCGACUGAAAGAGAAACUGUGGAACGCGAUUCGAGGAUGUGAUUGGGAGUCGAAGUUGAUCGUGGACAGAAUUCACGUUCGUGAACUCGCGAGGAUGAGGUCGAGAGUGAAUCUAGUCACGAUAUUGUUGACUCUCAGCUGCGUGAUUCGCAUGCUGGAAGGUUCGCGGUCCGAGGAGAAACACAAGACGUUUCCGGUCGCGAAGAAGCCGAUCAAAGAGGUUCACCACAAGGUUGCACCUCAAAAUACGGUUGCUUUGCGCGGAGAGGACAAAACGAAGGUGGUGAAAACUUUGACGAGGAACAAUGGACUGGGUUUAUCCAAGGACUACCUUUACAGACCAGAACGUCCUCGCCGAAGGAAACGGAAGAUGGAUCGUACGAUGAUGGCGCUGCUGAUGGCCUACAAACUGAAAUUCGUCGCGUUGAUCCCAACCCUGGUCGGAGGAUUGAUCCUGCUGAAGGCUACCGCGUUGCUUGCUGGAUUCUUCUUCGCGUUGUUCGCCGCGGUACUCGGGUUGAAGGUCAAGAAUUGACCCGACGGUGGCACGAGUCGCGAACGAAAAGCGAGGCUCCCCAAUCGAUCGAUCAUCGCAGUUUGUACGUUUCCGAUCGCGGAAAUCGCGUACAUCUCGCCGCGGUUCACGCGAUCAUGUUUAACCCUUUUAAUGCCGACUGCAAAAAUUGUAGUAAUAAUAAUUAAACUCUUAUAAUUUCAUGAUAAAAUGUUUUACAGCCUAUAAUCGUUCUUAGAAUUUAAACUGCUUAAUAAUAAAUUUAUUUUAAGACAGUUCUUUCGGAAUGCGAAUAGUAAUGGCGCCAUUGUAUGUGCAACGAUGUAUCGUCGUUGGCACUAAAAGGGUUGAUAAUUGUAAUGCAUAUAGAUAUUAUGUAUCCCGUUGUAACGAAUGAACAAGCGAUGAAAAUGA